CCAGGAGGACCAACUGACUGUCAGACUCACUUCACUCCCCUCACACUCUCAGGGCAGCAGGACUCAACGACUAUGGCUUUACGGACGAAGACCGCUCUCCUUGUUGGACUUUUAUUCCUCCUUCACACGUGGGGAGUCAAGGCCCAGGUGAAGGUGGAGAUGGAGGAUCGCGUGGAAGUGACCCUGGGCACAGCCGCGGAGAUCCCCUGUCUCUACACCACAGACGACGGCUUCGGCGGCUUGAUCAUAGAGUGGUUUUAUCUGGAUCCAGCCGGCAAGCAACACAGGAUCUACUUCCAGGACCCCACGAUGCGCAUCGAGGAAACCAACAGUCAGUUCACCGGCCGCAUCAAGGUGGACGUCACGCCGUCCCAAGGGUCCGGCCAGGUCCUCCUGCGAGUCUUGGAGACCAGGCUCGGGGACGAGGUGGACUUCAUCUGCCUCGUCAAGAGCCUGACAGACGGCAACGACCAGGGCAAGACGCAGCUGAGGGUGUUCGAGAAGCCAGCCCACCCAAUCAUCAAGAGCGUGGACAAGGACAUCUGGUUCAACAACGAGGAACCAGUCAAGAUUGGAAGCUGUGAGGCGAAGAAUGGUUAUCCCAGACCAAACAUCACCUGGUAUAAAGACAACACACCACUGUCCAACGUUCCUAAUGAGGUGUCUGUCGUGUCCCAAGUGGCCACGGGAUCCAGCGGGUUGUUUUCGGUGGAGAGCGAGCUGAGCCUGAAAGUGGUGAAGGAGGACCAAGGCUCUGAGUUCUACUGUGAGGUCAACUACCAGAUCAUAGGGGGAUUCGGCAUGUUGGAGUCCGAAAAAAAAAAGAUCCGGGUCAGCUACCCCUCAGAUGAGGUCAACCUGUGGGUGAAGUCCCCCAAGAGGGACAUCAAAGAGGGUGACACGGUGGAAUUCGAGUGUCUGGGCAACGGAAAUCCUCAGCCACUCGUAACCUUCCGCAACAGAGAGAUGGUGGAGUUGAACGCUAUCAACAACGUGUUGGAGCUGAGGAACGUGAGCCGUCUUGACAGUGGGCUGUACGAGUGCGUCACUACACAUAUAGAGACCUUUGAGGAGGUGGUGGGGAACACCACGCUGUUCGUAAACUAUCUAGAGCCUGCGGAUGUGUCUCCUGAAGAAACCCUCACGCUGUCCCAGGGAGCUGAUCUGAACCAGAGCUGCAACGCCCUCUCUUCCCUCAAAACACACACCGUCUGGAUGAAGAACGGAGUGAAGGUGGCCACAGGCAACAUACUGUCACUGAGGGACGUUGUUUACGACAUGGCUGGAACCUACGAGUGCAUGGUGACGGUUCCCCAGCUGGUCGGCAUGGAAACCAGCGCCGCGUUUCAGCUGAUCGUCGAGGGUUCACCGGAGAUCAGUGAGCCGCAGAGCACCAGCCUGGAGCAGGCGGUGGAGAGCACGGUGGUCCUGACCUGCAGGGCCAGGGGGAACCCCAGGCCGACCAUCACCUGGAGGUCCGCAGGGAGUCUGGUCGACUCUCAAUCCAAUGUGACGGAGGAUGGGGUUCUGAGCUGGGUCAACGUCAAGGUCAGCUCGGACUUGAACGUGUCCUGCCACGCCUCUAAUACUAACGGCAACGUAGAGACUCUGUACUCCAUCAAAGCCAUCGUCCCAACCACCGCUUCGCCCACCACCACCCUAGCCACAGUCGUCCCAACCACCGCUUCGCCCACCACCACCCUAGCCACAGUCGUCCCACCCACCGAUCGGCCCGCCAGCACCGUAGGCACAGUCCAAUCAGACACCACAGACAAAAUCCCGAGAGCAGGGGGCAGCGGUGUGAUCAUCGCGGUUCUCAUCAUCUGCCUGCUGCUGCUGGCCAUCCUGGGCAGCGUGCUCUACUUCCUUUACAAGAAGGGAAAGAUCUGCGGCCGCUCCGGCAAGCAGGACCUCACCAAGGAGAAGACGAGCAGGGACAACAUCGUGGUGGAGAUGAAGAGCGACAACACAGAGGAGGCUGUGCUGCUGGCGGUGAACGGGGACAAGAAGUCUGGCGACCAGUAACACAUGUGUGGAACAUCUGGAGGUGCAGAAGUGAGGAAGACCACGGUGAGGGGAUUUGCUGCCCCUCCCCAAACUCCCACCUUUUCUCUCCCUCCCCUGCAUCCCAUCUUGCCCUCAGAGAUCCUAUCUUCAUCAAGUUAAUGGAGGAGAAAGAGCUUAUCUCUUUUGGAUACCAGUUAAUAUUCCCCGAACAGGUGCGACAAGAACAGAGACACUAAAGUGUGGGACUCCAAAAAAGCAUCCCGUUGGCUCGGAUACUUUUCUGAAGUGCCACUUUAGCGCUCGGGCGUAAUUCUACCAAAGACAAAACCAACCACUACCAUUU
Messenger RNA from Gadus chalcogrammus (walleye pollock), 2350 nucleotides. It is a transcript of the gene mcamb, whose product is annotated as melanoma cell adhesion molecule b. The transcript is spliced from 19 exons. The record is from RefSeq and is a predicted model, not a curated record. The coding region runs from base 73 to 2025 and encodes 650 amino acids. NCBI's taxonomy places the organism in Eukaryota, Metazoa, Chordata, Actinopteri, Gadiformes, Gadidae.